GUGAUUUCUUACCUCCUCUCACUUCAUAUUUUACAGGCUUUAGGAGCAGUUUAUAAAUUAAUUAACCACAGCAGCCUUGGCCCCAGAUCUGCUCUUUCCGCCCCUGGAAGUCCCGAACUUGAGCUUCAAUUCAAAUGAGGGAGGAGUCUCUGCGCCUAAGACACGGGAAGCGCGCGUGGGUCCGCUGUACCUGUCACCCUCACAGGGGACACGUGAGAGGGAAGGGUCCGGUUUCACGCCCUCUAUGUUUUGGUUGAGACCAGCACCUGGUCGGACCCGGAAUCUGCCGGAGAUCCGGGUUCCUGUGGAUCCUCAGGAGAGAUAUGCAGAGCAUAGAAGCUGAAUGCAGCUUCUCCGUGUUUUGUUUGGACUCUGGGAAAUGAAGGAAGACCUGAUCCAGAUGACUGGAGAAGUCGGGCUGCGCUGGUACAUACAGUGGGUCAGCAGUCUUGUUCUUUUGAAUCAUUGAUGGCCGGGGAAGCAACAAAAACUCCCUCCUCCAUUCAGGAGUUCCUUCAAGUAAAUCCAGAGGAGCUGCAGGCGUCCAUCUCUUCAUGACAGAUCACCAGCGCAUCAGUCUGGAGUAUGUCAUAGAUGCAGAGUGUGGGCACCAUGUCUGUUCCUCGGAGGAAAGUGUUGUUGCUCUGCCUGUUGAUGGGGUUCAACAUCUUCAUCUGUGUCUUGAUGGGCCUAUCGUGGAAAUUCAGGGGUGAAAAAGGCAACAAGAAGAUAAAAAUCCCAGAAAGAUUUUGGAGCCAGCAGGUCCUGAGCGAAUCCUUCUGGAAUAAGGAGCAGCAGCGACUGGACUUCAUCAACAACCCCCUUCUCAGCGCCGUGCUUGCCAACGACUCCUUCGAGGCUCAGCUCGAUUGGCUACAUGACUCUGGACCACAUGACCCCUGUAAGCCUGAUUGGAGGGUCGCCACCCGAAUCUCGGACUACAACAUCCUGCCGCGUCGCUUCAAGGACUUCCUCUUGCACAUGCGCUGCAGGUCGUACCCCAUUCUGAUCAGCCAAACUCACGUCUGUGACCAAAAGCCUUUCUUGCUGCUGGUGGUCAAAUCCUUGAUCCCACAUUUUGACCGAAGGCAGGCGAUUAGAAAGACGUGGGGUCGAGCCGGUGUCUACGCCAACCGGAACGUGGCAAUCGUGUUCCUGCUUGGUAACACCAUACCAGGGGACGACCUCCCAGACCUGCAAGAAAUGCUGUACCACGAGGCGAAGAUUCACAGAGACCUCCUCCAGUGGGACUACAGGGACACGUUCUUCAACCUUACCCUCAAAGAGGUCCUCUUUCUAGAGUGGUUCAACAAGCAUUGUCCACAAGCGCAGUACGUCUUCAAGGGGGACGAUGACGUCUUUGUCAACACUUUACGAAUUCUGUACUUCCUUGAAGGCCUGUCAGAGGACAAGGCCAAAGAUCUGUUCAUUGGUGAUGUCAUCAGUAACGCAGGGCCCCACAGAGACCAAAAAUUGAAGUACUUCAUCCCAAAGAGUGUUUAUGUUGGGGGGUACCCGCCCUACGCCGGCGGUGGAGGCUACCUGUUCUCUGGUAGUUUGGCGCUGCAGCUCUACAACGUUUCUCAGCGAGUGGUCUUAUAUCCCAUUGAUGAUGUAUACACAGGGAUGUGUCUGAAGAAGCUGGGCCAUGUUCCCGAAAAGCACGACGGCUUCAAGACUUUCGACAUAGACGAGAAGUACAGGAGCAAUCCCUGCGUCUACAGGACUCUGAUGGUGGUUCACAGUCGGACGCCGCAGGAGAUGCUGAAGAUCUGGCCAUGGAUCAUCCACCCUGAGCUGGACUGUCUAUGAACGCAUCCCAUUCCACCCCUUUUGACAUUUUUACCAAUUUUUUCAGGAAUAUGCUCGAUGUUCAAACCUAUGUGUUUGAUUCCAGAUAAUUUAUUACUUUAUUUGUUUCAUUUGGUGCUCUUUUGACUUGUUUUAUGUGAAGGUUUAACCUGCAUUUCAGGUUGAAUAAUCAGAACUUUUUUGUAACUUGUUUUUCUACAUUUUUACUUCAAAUCUCGUUGUUUUUACCAUCCAAACAUUCCUGUUCAAAUCCAAAUGAUUGCUAGUUUCUCAAUUUCUGCUAAAUUUACCUCAGAUUACAUCCAAUGAUGCAAUUUUACUCCCCCCUGCUGGUUUUAAACAACUAUUUUUUUUUUUUUUAUUUUAAAUUUUUAUUUUUUUCCAAUUGUAACCCGUUUUUGGUAAGUUCCAGUCUUCAAUCAGCCUCUUCCCAGCUCUUUACUUGACUUGGAUCUUUUAUUACAUACGAUCCUACCUUAAACCCCUUCAAAGGAAAUUCUUUUCCAUCAUUUCUUAAAGUUAAUUAACCCUCUAAGACUGGAAAUGUCUCUAAACGGAACUCCUCGACUGUUUAUGCAAUCAAAUGGAAUCAGAUAAAUUUGACACUAAGAAAACCGCCUUUUCGUAAUGGCCUUGCACCAAAACAAAACACAUUAUUCACAUUAAGUGUUGCAUAAACAGAUGUCAGAAUCAGCUGAUUUACGUUAGUUAGGUAAGCAAUUCACUGAUGUAAAGUGUCGCAUAUCGGUGCAAAGCUUCUUUUCUCUGCUUCAAAAUCCUCUGGAGUUACGUUAAUUGUGUAAACGGUGGUAGAGUUACGGUAGUCGAUAGAAUGCUAACGCAGGAGCUAAAGCUUUGGUGUUAAAGGGUUAAUUAGGCUGACAAUCUGUGAGGUAACCUGAAGGAUUCUUAAUAGGAAGAAUGUUGUAGGGCGACCAUUAUGACUGGAGUUAACUCCGCCCACCUUAACAGCACUCUAAAAAAUGGAUGAUUGGGUAAGUAAAUGAAGAGUUUUCUUGAGUCAACCCAAUAGGUCUGCCCAUCUGUCAAUCAAAAAGACACACCCUUGAUACUGCAUAAAUUAUAUAACAUUAAAUUAAUAACAUUAAAACAGCUGAAAAACAAUUUUAAUGAAAAAAACUUUUUUUCAACAUGGGAGGGAACGAAGUAUUGUUGCCAUGUGAAACCAGCCCACAGUGGUUGUUUAAAGGAGGAUGAACUGUUUUUUCUGGGUUAGCUUCAAAGUUUGGAUCAAAAAUGUGGAGGGAACCUCAUGGCACUGGUAAGCCAAUUAGUGACUCUCCACUUCAGGUAUCUGUUGGCUCCUCAGCUAAAGAACAAAAAAAAAGAAUGAAUUUGGUGAUGUGACUGUUGAAAUGAUCCAAACCAGGCUGUGACAUGACCACAGCUCCUCUGUUCCUCAAACUGUUUUCAAUUCUGUUUUCUGACUGAUGUGGUCACAUGUUUAAAGAAGCGUGUAGAUGACAGACAUGUAUUCAUAGAACAGUGAGAUUUAAGCAUUUGUGUGUAUUUCAAAUGUCCAAUCUGUGAGCCGAUCAUUUCAAGGGAGAGGAGAAGCCCCAGCGGCUUUUAGAGACGCUGCUGUGGUGUGUGGCUGUGCAACAGCUUAUCUCUGACUUGCUCAAAAUCUGUUGUGUAUAUGCCAAACAAGUGUCGCUGUGCUGUCACUGAACCUCCUAAACAGAAUCUUUUUUUACAUGAACCACAUGGUCUCCAUUUCAGCUCAAACAAGUAUUUGAUACAAUUUUCAAUAAACUUUAUUGUUGAGGGAAACCGGAUACUUGAAGCCCGUUCAGUGUGGGGAGUUUAGCUGAUACUGUGUCCUGUUUGGGAUAAUAAAUGAUAAAGCAGUUGUGUUGGCACUGAAAGCCUGUGUGUUUUAAAUGAAACUAGGUCAGAUCGCUGCAGCGAUCGGAAUAAAAAUCUCCAGUAUGGUGAAUUAGCGUCCAGGUGGCUCGACACACCUGGACAGACUAAUGUGUCAGUGAUGGAGAAAAGUAUGCAGCGGAUUUACAGAGACAUUGAAUUUACCCUUUAGGUUUUGUGUCUUUUAGUUGAAAAAUCUUGUUUUUCUUAAUUGAAACCACAAAUUCUCCAGGGAUGAAGUCCAACUGCUUUGAGAGGACGAGUUUAGAAACAAAAUCCCCCCAAAAAACAAAAGGACUUUGCUGAAACGGAGAAACAAGUGGCUUUCUUCUGCAGUAAUGACAUUUAUGGGGGGGCAGAGUAAAGAUGUACAACAGAAAAAGAGGCCCAGUGUGUUACAACUCACAUGCAGGCUUUACUUAAAAAGAUGCAUGUCUCAGGGACGCCCAGGCCAACCCGAACCAAAAGCUUUAUCAAAAAUGAGAGUUUCAGGUCUGGCCUUGAAGAUAAAGCAUAUCUGCAUCUCAAACUGAAACCAGGAAGUUGCAGUCUAAAAGCAAAUGGCUAGAAAUACAUAAG
Oryzias latipes (Japanese medaka) is the source of this 4278-nucleotide messenger RNA. Its product is annotated as N-acetyllactosaminide beta-1,3-N-acetylglucosaminyltransferase 2. NCBI's taxonomy places the organism in Eukaryota, Metazoa, Chordata, Actinopteri, Beloniformes, Adrianichthyidae. Gene Ontology annotation, molecular function: hexosyltransferase activity; UDP-glycosyltransferase activity. Gene Ontology annotation, cellular component: Golgi membrane. The record is from RefSeq and is a predicted model, not a curated record. Gene Ontology annotation, biological process: poly-N-acetyllactosamine biosynthetic process; protein O-linked glycosylation.